AAGCUCAAGGUUGAUUCCCAGAGAUUUCUAUAAGCUGGGCGCGUUGACGGUUGACCGGCGACUUCAGUUUUCUCUUCUUUUACAGACAAGCUCCAAGUAUUAGAAAGUUUUGAGGCCCAAAAGAUAAGCAAACGCGUCUCUCUUCUGAUUUGGAUCACAAAUCCUCCUCCAGUUCUCUUGUUUCUUUAACAAUCCUCUUCAUUUUCGAUACAUUUCAAUCAUGUAUUCGGCAUACCCAAAUUCCUACGACAGAUUCUCCGGCUCCUCACAGCCGGUGUUUAGUCAGGAUUCAACGACAACUGGGAUUCCGGUAAGCUCAACAAGCCAGUUCUACAGUAGUGAAAAUUCUCGAUCAGAAUCCCAACUUCAAUCCAAGGUCAGGGACCCAUGGUCCACUGGCCUAUGCGACUGCUUUUCCGAUCGGCGAAACUGCUGCAUAACAUUUUGGUGCCCCUGCUUCACCUUCGGACGAAUUGCUGAGAUUGUAGACAAGGGCUCGUCAGCCUGUGGAGUGAAUGGAGCUCUCUACACACUAAUCGCUUGUGUGACUGGUUGUCCCUGUUGCUAUUCAUGCUUCUAUAGAGCAAAAAUGAGGCAGCAAUACGGCUUGAAGGAGAGCCCUUGUGGGGAUUGUUUGGUUCAUUGCUUUUGUGAGUAUUGCGCCUUGUGCCAAGAAUAUCGAGAGCUCAAAAAUCGUGGAUAUGACUUGCCUAUAGGAUGGCAUGGUAAUGUGGAGAAAAAGAAUCAGAACUUGGAGAUGGCUUCGGUGCCGCCAGCGGUGGAAGGAGGCAUGACAAGAUAGAUUGGGGAGAUAUUUGAGCAUUGUGGAAGCAGUAAACAUCUUGUGGUAAAGAUCAUAUUGUUCAAUAUUCAACAUUGAUAUCUAAUCUCAAUGGUAGCUCUCUAGAAAUCGAUGGGAAGAUUAUAUACACUUCCGGAUGUAUCCAAUCAAUUAAAUUUUGUUGUAGAUGUUCAAAUUAAGAAAUCCUUAUUUAGUCUGGAUAUAAUGGGAUUCACAUGAAGUCCUGUACAUCUACUGUAUGAGUUUGUAUAAAUACAGUCUAUGGUUUGCUAUGGCUAGACAAAUCUCUUGAUUUUAUCAGAGUAAAACAAAUAAUGAUUUUAUUUCUGUCCAAA
This is a messenger RNA of Manihot esculenta (cassava), 1137 nucleotides long. Its product is annotated as protein PLANT CADMIUM RESISTANCE 2. The record is from RefSeq and is a predicted model, not a curated record. NCBI's taxonomy places the organism in Eukaryota, Viridiplantae, Streptophyta, Magnoliopsida, Malpighiales, Euphorbiaceae. Bases 221 to 802 code for a protein of 193 amino acids. The transcript has 4 exons.